Messenger RNA from Marasmius oreades (fairy-ring Marasmius), 642 nucleotides. RefSeq lists its product as uncharacterized. Gene Ontology annotation, molecular function: transmembrane transporter activity. Gene Ontology annotation, biological process: transmembrane transport. The record is from RefSeq and is a predicted model, not a curated record. Gene Ontology annotation, cellular component: membrane. Lineage: Eukaryota; Fungi; Basidiomycota; Agaricomycetes; Agaricales; Marasmiaceae. The transcript is spliced from 3 exons. Bases 1 to 642 code for a protein of 213 amino acids.
AUGACAGUAUACACAAAGCCUCAAAAAAGACCAGUUUUCAUCACCGGAAUUUUCUGCGGAAUAUCCGUCUCCUGUGCUACUUCUCGUGCUACUCGGGCGUUUUCGCGCGAUAAAGCACUUCCAUUCUAUAACUUUUUCGCACGAGUUUCGCCUAAAACUGGUGUUCCUCUCAAUGCUUACCUGCUUUCCACUCUUAUUCAACUUCUGUUUGGGUUGAUCUACCUCGGUUCUCUAACGGCUUUCAAUGCGUUCGUUGGUGUCGCGGUUAUGUGUCUUGGAGCGAGUAACGCUAUACCGAUUUCGAUCUCCUUGAUGAACAAGAGGAAAGACGUAGUAGACAGCCCUUUCUCCCUAGGAAGAUCUGGUGUCCUCCUUAAUGUUAUAGCGGUGUUGUGGAUCGUGUUUGAGAUUGUGCUGUUUUCGAUGCCCCCGGUUGUUCCAGUUACACCUGUUACGAUGAAUUAUGCAUCUGUAGUGUUUGUCGGAUUUGGUGUUUUCAGUGGGGUGUGGUACAUGAUUAGUGGAAGACAUCACUAUACUGGCCCACCGGAGCCACGCGACCUGGCGCUGGGGGAAAAUCAGUCUAAUGUAAGCUCUCAGACCAAAGAUGCUACUGACGAAGAAGCAGUCGCAGAAAAAUAG